AGGAGCUUCAAAACUUUGUCUAUAUAAAGGGUCCAAAAUGAAUGUUUUUAGUAUAUUCAGAUCAAGGUUAAGUAUUAAGAUGGUUGUUGCACAAAACAAACGUGUUCUGCUUGUGCUUUUCUUCCUCCUCUGCUUCAUCUCUAUCCAAGCUAGAGCACGAGCACUGAAAGAAAAAAGCAACAUAGCUAGCUCUAAGGAUGAUAGAACAGCUCAUCAUAAGGAAGAGCAAGAUCACAUGUUUAAGCCAAAAAAAGGUGAAGACAAUGUGGAUAAUGAAGUGUUCUCAAUGGAUUACACUCCAGCUAGAAGGAAGCCACCGAUUCAUAAUUGAAUUAUUUGCAAUUUUGCUCUAUAUUCUAUGCUAGGAAGUAGGAACACUGUAUAUGCAUUAGUCUUGCAAAUUUAUAACAUUGUAAUUACACAAAGGACAAAGUAAUAAAAUCACCCUAAGUCUUUCUUUCCUACACAAAAUACAAGGGUUGAUGGAAAAUGAAAAAAAUAAGUCAGUAUAAUAGAAUAAUAACAGGUCCUAGUUGUUCAGAAUAUUCAAAAUAAGAAGGAAUGAAACAGAGUAUGGUGCAGUAUAUUUUAUCUCUUUUCAUCAAAUAGGUCACUUUUUCUUUCCUUCUACUUUGAAUCCUUGAUAGAUAUGAAAUAGAUCCAACUUUUUUCUUCA
Lotus japonicus is the source of this 676-nucleotide messenger RNA. RefSeq lists its product as uncharacterized. NCBI's taxonomy places the organism in Eukaryota, Viridiplantae, Streptophyta, Magnoliopsida, Fabales, Fabaceae. The transcript is spliced from 2 exons. Bases 38 to 331 code for a protein of 97 amino acids. The record is from RefSeq and is a predicted model, not a curated record.